Messenger RNA from Mizuhopecten yessoensis (Yesso scallop), 2568 nucleotides. RefSeq names its product protein SZT2-like. Lineage: Eukaryota; Metazoa; Mollusca; Bivalvia; Pectinida; Pectinidae. The coding region runs from base 137 to 1144 and encodes 335 amino acids. The transcript has 7 exons. The record is from RefSeq and is a predicted model, not a curated record. Gene Ontology annotation, cellular component: peroxisome.
GACAGCGUAAGUAUUGUGUGAGGUUGUUACAUGUAAAACUCCACCAGAUGAAGGUCAUCGCCAUGGUGCCCAAUGUUGAUACCGAUUUAGACAGCGUAAGUAUUGUGUGAGGUUGUUAUAUGUAAAACUCCACCAGAUGAAGGUCAUCGCCAUGGUGCCCAAUGUUGAUGCCGAUUUAGACAGCGAGUACCACUUUGUCAGGAGUAAUGAAUACGCUUUAAUCUGCCACAAGCUGCGAAGAAUCACAGACCCAAAACAAAAACAGAAGCUUGAUGAUUAUAACGUUGGACUUGUAAUUACCCAUGAUUCCCAGCAAGUGAACUUUCAGAGUGAGGCUGAACGGACCUUACUGAAGUUGAACUACUAUGUGGUGAUGACGAGCUGUAGAGAGCUUUUCCCCAAGGCCACCAUCGACAGUAAGGUUGGCACCAAGGGUGUGUUCCUGGAGGAGCUCAGAGAUCGAAGCAAGCCUGUCCCGGUAAAGCAGCACAUCGGAGUGAGACAGGAGACAUUGAAGACCUCCCGUACGUCCGACGUCCACGACACGCCAGGGUACAACCUGCUCAUGGAGGAGGCACAACUUGCAAGGGAGAAAAUUGAGAGCAUGGUGGAAGUUUCGACAGAAAAAUGUCGUAAAGAUUUGUUGUGGCAGCGCAUGUUGGUCGGGGAACAAUCCGAGGAGGACGGGAGACGUAAAAAACGCAGCGAGACGGAAGAGAGUCGAGAUUGGUACCAGAAGCUGUCGUUUGAGGAGUUCCUGGAGCUAUUGGCGAAGGUUGUGAGGACGCCAUUGGGUGAGCUUGACCCGAUGCUCAUCCAGCUUCAGACCAUGAACUUCCUGUGGUACAAAGGCCUGUUCCGGGUCAUACAGACGCAUUAUCCUGACACGCAUCGCUGCUUCUUCAGUCACGAUGGACAAACACAGUACAUUCUCAUCCUCAAUCCUAACUACCUGGACAUGUUUAUGAUGCUGAUGUUGGACAACACGGAGAAAAGGACAGAACUGUGUGCGAUAUUCCGAGAGUCCUUCACAGACCAGGAACACAGUCCAGAGAACCCUAACCUGAAUGUACUGGGCAUGCACUCACAUGUGGAGGACUUUGUCAAUGUCUGCUGCUACCACCUCUGGGCGUCCAUGGUGUGACAUCACAGACACAUGAAGUGCCAUCACAGGUGUGCCGUGGCAUCACAGCCAAAGGCAGUGACAUCACAUGACAGUGUGACAUCACAGAGCAAAAAUAAAAUACAUGAUAAAUAAUGGUGUGACAUAUCACAGACACAUGAAAUGACAUCACAGGCCAACAAAAUGACAUCAUCGGUGUGCAAUGACAUCACAGCCCCAGGAAGUGACGUACAUCACAUGACAGUGUGAAAACACAGAGCAAUUUUUUUUUUUAUAUGUAACUGUGUGACAUUACAAGUCUGCGUAAUGAUUGCACAGGUCAACAGCAGUGUCACAGGUCAACAGCAGUGUCACAGGUCAACAGCAGUGUCACAGGUCAACAGCAGUGUCACAGGUCAACAACAUGACAUCACAUGUAAUAGUGUGGCAUUUUGAUAUCACAGGUGUACAUAAUCACAUCAUAUAUGUAAUUAUCAACUUACAUGAUUACAAUGAGAAACACUUUAGGUGAUAUAUUUGUCUAAACAAAAACAUUCAUUAGAGGCCAUCUGUGACAGUCCGACGUCUUCUAGAGGCCAUCUGUGACAGUCCGACGUCUUCUAGAGGCCAUCUGUGACAGUCCGACGUCUUCUAGAGGCCAUCUGUGACAGUUCGACGUCUUCAAGGAAGUGUUCACAUUUGUGUGAAAACAUACUUUUAAGUGGACUGUGGAAGUGCUAAAGCAGUAUUCACGUGACAUUGAGGCUAGGGACAUCAAGUUUGGUGUCCUAUAGACAGGGGAGACUGGUACCAAGCAGUGUUGAGCUCAAACUUUAGGGCAUGAGAUUAUGUUUUUAUUGAAAAUUCUUCAGUCUUCCCUUAAUCUACAAAUUGAAACCAAGGUUAGUGAUAUCCAUGUGUGCACGGUAAUUAAUAAUUCUUUUUAUCUACUUCGUAUAAAGGAAAACUUAUGUGUGCAUUGCAACCAAGUACACAGCAUAUUGAAAGUAAGGAGGCUGAAUUUUGAGCUUGACAUAUGUAAGAGUUUAGAGAGUAUUUUUUUUUAAGCAUAAUUAAAUUUUAUACAAUGGAGAAUGAGAUCCAGGAUCCGCUAGAAGUAUUUUCAGCAAGGAUCAGCCUACCCCAGUUAAUGGAUUCCUAGAUAGAAUUCACUAGUCAGGCCAGACGAAUUUCAAAAGAAGAUAUAACCAUACAACAUGAAAUGGGGAGUCUCGUCAACUUCGAUUUUUAACUUAAAACUGAAUUUUAUGAAAUUAAUAUACUGUAGAUUUCAAAAUGUUUUCAGUCCUGUAUCAGUUUGAACAUAAAAAUUGUGGAAGAUUCUUUUCUUUAUGAUUUGACUAUUGUUGAAAAACAGUUUAAACAUAAAAUUAUGGAAGAUUCUUUUCUACAUGAUUUGACUAUUGUUGAAAAGCUAUCAGAUAAUCAUCACGAUAUAAUGGGUA